Molecule: messenger RNA, 1037 nt
Organism: Paramecium pentaurelia
Lineage: Eukaryota; Ciliophora; Oligohymenophorea; Peniculida; Parameciidae
Source: the annotation of a GenBank genome assembly
AUGCUAUUCAAUAAUCCAAAUUUUUAAGAAGUUAACUUAACAAGUGAUAGUAAUCCAAGACCUUCAAUUUAAGAAAUUGUUGAUAAAUAUUCAUUUAGGUAAUCAGAGAAGAAAACAGAUGAUAAAGAAAGAAUUACAUUUGGUUAAUCAUAUAAAAUGUAAAGAAAAACAGAAAAUGAGAAAGAUGAAAAAUUAGUAAUUAAUGAAUAGAAUUUAUCUAAUGUAUCAAAAAUUCAUUUAUAUUAUUGAGGUUCUCAGUGAUUUUUCAAUAAUUAGUGAUGAUCCAUCUGUUUUUAUAGGCAUCACAAAUCUUAAAGACAAAGUGUUAAACCUUAUAUAAAAUAAUAGAGAAAGUGUGAGUUAAAAUGAAAAGAAAAUAUAAGAAGAAGUUUCAUAAAUUGCUCUUGAAUAUUCUAUGUAUUCUUAAAUAGGAAAAUCAAAACAUGAACCAGAAUUAUAAUAAAUGUGUGCAUUAGUAGAGGAUUUUCUUUAUUAGUUUAAAAAAUCAAAAAAUUUAGAAUUAUCUGUCAUACAAAAUUUCUAAUCUGAUGAUUCAUUUUAUUAGAUAAAAGAAAAUAAUAUUGAAAAAUUGAAUAUUAAAUUGAAUACUUUAAAAGAUGCACUUAGUUAUCAAUUAACGUAUUUAUUAAAUUGAAUGUAGUGUACUUAAAUUACCUGAAACUAAAUAAAUCUUACAAAAAACUAUUGAUAACUUAAAUGAGAUCAUUAAUGCUAAUGAUAUUUCUACAAUUAAAACAGUUAUUUUUAAAAUUGAAUAGAAGAUUGAAUAAAUCAAAAAUAAUGAGUAUGCUCUACUUGAAUUAUACGAUUAUAUUAAUAAGGCUGUUAAAGUUUCUAGAUCAAAACUUACAGAUUAAGAUAGAUUAUAGAUUUCUAAAAUAUAUUAAGCCAUUUAAAAAUUUGGUUACUAAAAUUCUUAUCAAUAAGCUUUAGUAUUAUAUGAAUAGUAUCUAUAAUUACCAACAAAGCCUCAUAUUGAUUAAUAUAUUAAUAAAAUUUAAUAAUAAUUAUUAUGA